AUGUCGGUUCCAGUUCAACUUCAUCAGCUGAAUGUUCUGUUUGUGAAUGCAUCAUCUUUGGAAUAUGUCAAUUUUGCAUACAAUGGCUUUAAUCAAUUUCAAAAUAUAUUUGGUCUCACAAAUCUACCACAGUUAGAUAUAUCUGGAAAUCCGCUAGGGGGUAUAUUAGAAAAUUCAUUUGACAACCUACCUGGCUUAACAAAUUUAGAUAUGACCAAUUCUGAUCUUGGAAACCCGGAACACUACCUUCUGGAGAAUGGGCAGCGACUUCUCCGGCCAUUACGGCGAUUAAGAAGUAUUGUUUUAGCUAACAAUAAUUUGAUGUCUUUCGAUAAACACAUGUUUGCUGAUAAACCUCUUGAAAAAAUUGAUCUUUCAAGGAAUCGUUUUAGAAGCAUACCCUUUGAUUUGACAAGUACCCCCAACCUUCGUAAUCUCGACCUCAGUUAUAAUUCAGUGGUAGAUUUAUCCAAUAUUGAAAUGACCCUCCUGGAUGACCUAGCCUCCAACAACAACUUCACCCUGAUCCUGAGUGGCAAUCUUCUGUCCUGUGGAUGUCACAACCUGAACUUCAUUCUCUGGUUGUCCAACACCAACGUUAAUCUCGUCCCAAGUCGCACAUAUGAUUGUCUUCAGGACGAUGGCACCAUCGAUAAUACCUCACACUAUGCCGAGAACUAUGAGAAAGUCUGGAGGACGUGUUACGGGAGAUUGAUGCUGGCGGGAACUGUUUCAGGGUUUGCAAUGACCAUUCUUACUAUGGCUGGAAUGUAUAUUGUUGUUGUAAGAAAAACCUUGCUUGUAAACAUAGUGCUGCGAUUGUUUGGCUACAGAACUACAGUCCGUCCUUUACGGCGGUUUGACUUCCCGAACGACGCCUACAUCGGCUACAGCGACGUCGAUUACCAGUACGUCUGUCACACUGUGAGAGAACUCCUGGAAGAUAGACAUGGAUUCAAACUCUUCCUGAAGGACAGAGAUACCAUCCCUGGAGGACAAAUAGCCGACGACAUCAUCAACGGAAUAGAUUCCAGCUGGAAAACGGUCCUCAUUAUCACUCAGUCGUUUGUAGAGGACCAGUGGUGCCGCUUCAUUGUCAACCGUGUUGUGUAUUCGUCUUCUAGAAUGCCCGCAGGGAGCAUUGUUCUGGUGUUGUUUGGGGACGUGAGACGAGGGGACAUCCCUCCCACCUUACUGAACGUCGUGGAGGAGAGACACAUCUUCAGUGUGGGUAGAUACAGGGGCGAUGAAGGCAGGCUGUGGGUGGAGGUCAGCCAGUGCAUCAAAGUGAAUACAGAAGAUGGAAUUGCUUAAUGACAUGUUCAAUAUUAUUGGAGCAUAUUUGUAUUUUCUAGACCAUCUUUCUUUGGCCAUACUCGUUCACAUGUAUUUUAAAUAUUAAAAACCUGAAUUAUA
Messenger RNA from Haliotis rubra (blacklip abalone), 1416 nucleotides. Its product is annotated as toll-like receptor 4. Gene Ontology annotation, cellular component: membrane. Bases 1 to 1314 code for a protein of 437 amino acids. The record is from RefSeq and is a predicted model, not a curated record. Gene Ontology annotation, molecular function: transmembrane signaling receptor activity; protein binding. The transcript has a single exon. NCBI's taxonomy places the organism in Eukaryota, Metazoa, Mollusca, Gastropoda, Lepetellida, Haliotidae. Gene Ontology annotation, biological process: toll-like receptor signaling pathway; immune response.